CGGUGUCGCUCGCCUUCCUCGGGGCACCUCUUCCUCCCGGGGCGUUCUUCUCGCUUCCCGCCGGUUCUGCCUGGACUUUGCCUUGUCAUGUCAAGAUGGAAGGCAGGAGCGACUGGCUCGCCUCCUCGUCCCGCCAUGAGGGCUUCGAGCAGAUGAAGCUGAAGAGCCGACCCCGCGAGCCCUCGCCCAGCCUGACCAGAGUGGGCUCCAACUUCUACAGCUCCGUCAAACAGCAGGACUACAGUGCCAGCGUCUGGCUGAGGAGGAAAGACAAAUUGGAGCAUUCCCAGCAAAAAUGCAUUGUGAUCUUUGCAUUGGUUUGCUGCUUUGCAAUUCUGGUUGCACUGAUAUUUUCGGCUGUGGAUAUUGUGGGAGAAGAUGAGGACGGACUCUCAGAAAAGAACUGUCAAAAUAAGUGUCGGAUUGCUCUUGUGGAAAAUAUUCCUGAAGGUAUAAACUAUUCAGACAGUGCACCAUCCCAUUUGUCCCUUUUUCAAGGCUGGAUGAAUUUACUUAAUAUGGCUAAAAAAUCUGUUGAAAUAGUAUCUUCCCAGUGGGACCUCAAUCACAGACAUCCAUCAGCACACCAAGGAAAGCAUCUUUUUGAGAAGUUGCAAGAUCUAUUGUCUCAAAAUAUUGAGAUCAAAUUAGUAAGUGAUAUUCUUCACAAGGAUUCCAAGUUAUUAAAUGACUUGAGAAAAAAAGGUGCAGAAGUGAUGUAUAUUAACUUGACGGCUUACAAUGAUGGACAUUUGCAGUCCUCAUUCUGGAUUGUAGAUAAACAACAUGUAUACCUUGGAAGUGCCAGUUUACAGUGGACAUCACUGACACAGAUGAAGGAGCUUGGUGUCAUCAUGUAUAACUGCAGCUGUUUGGUGUUAGACUUACAACGGACAUUUGCCUUGUACAGCUCAUUAAAAUCCAAGAGCAAAAUCCCACCUGUUUGGUCUAAGAGACUGUAUGCAGUGUAUAACACUGAAAAUAAGCUGACCCUCCAGUUGAACGAAACCAAGUCAGAAGUCUUUGUCUCGAAUUCUCCCAAGCUACUGUGCCCUAAAGAGAGAGUUUUAGAUAUUGAUGCUAUCUAUAGCAUUAUUGAUGAUGCUAAACAAUUUGUCUAUAUUGCUGUUAUGGACUAUUUGCCUAUUAUCAAUGUCACAAAUGAGACAAGGUACUGGCCAUAUUUGGAUGGAAAGAUAAGAGAAGCACUGAUUUUACGCAAUAUUAAAGUACAACUCCUCAUAAGUUUCUCAAAAGAAACAAAUCCACUCACAUUUAGCUUUGUUUCAUCUCUUAAAGCAAUUUGCACUGAAGUUUCUGGCUGUAGUUUAAAAGUUAAAUUCUUUGAUCUUGAAGAAGAAAGUGCUUGUUUUUUUAAGGAACAGAAGAACUCUUCUGUACUCAAGGUAAAUCGCAACAAAUAUGUGGUAACUGACAGAGCUGCUUAUUUUGGUAAUUUUGACUGGGUUGGGACCUAUUUUAAUCAAAAUGCUGGCGCUGGUCUUGUCAUCAACCAAGCAGGCACAGGGAACAAAACAAGCAUAAUCAAGCAACUUAAAGCUGUGUUUGAAAGGGAUUGGUACUCACAUUAUGCUAAAAGUUCAACAACAAAAAUUCUGAACUGUUCAAGCUUCAAACACAACAAAGCAGCAACCAAUAAGACUUCCAUAAGCAAUGUAAACUGA
Molecule: messenger RNA, 1685 nt
Organism: Elgaria multicarinata webbii
Lineage: Eukaryota; Metazoa; Chordata; Lepidosauria; Squamata; Anguidae
Gene: PLD5
Product: phospholipase D family member 5
Exons: 10
Coding region: 96-1685 (529 amino acids)
Molecular function (GO): catalytic activity
Source: RefSeq, a predicted model, not a curated record